Aaosphaeria arxii CBS 175.79 is the source of this 1602-nucleotide messenger RNA. RefSeq lists its product as uncharacterized. The record is from RefSeq and is a predicted model, not a curated record. Bases 123 to 1481 code for a protein of 452 amino acids. Lineage: Eukaryota; Fungi; Ascomycota; Dothideomycetes; Pleosporales. The transcript has 2 exons.
UCUCACUCAUCCACCCACCAACAUCCCAUUAUCCAAACAUCGCCUUUCCAUAUCACUAUCCCCACUUCUCUCUUCUUACAUCCAGCCAGCUACCCUUCUCAGAUUCCUGACUUGCCUGCAUCAUGGUCGGCCGGACCGUCCUGGCCCUCAGUGCCCUCACGGCCCUUGCUCGAUCCAAGGCCAUCGUCACCAACAGUUGUCCCUACGACGUCUAUGUCUGGUCCGUUGUCGAAGCCAAACAUUACGCCGAGAACCUUCCCCUCAAGUCUGGCGAGAAGUACGUCGAGCAGUUCCGCUACGGCACACCAACCAAUCCCGGCGUUGCCAUCAAAGUCUCGCCUUUCCAGAACGGCAUUCACGAGGGUAAGGACGAAGUCAACUUCGCCUACGCCGUCGACUUGCAUGACCCAAAGAAGAUCUGGACCGGCCUUUCCAAUAUUCGUGGCAGUGCGUUCUUCGACGACAUCGACCUGCUCACCUGCGACGGUUCCUUCCACGGAGCGUCAGUCACAACUCGACUUUGCAAGCCCGACGACGACAUCGAGCUCGUGCUUUGUGCAUCGCUGAAGGACAAGCCCUCCAAGAACAGCACCAAGUCUUCAACCGAGCGAAGCUACAAAACUCCAGGAUCCCCACGCAUCCUCUCCAACGGCAAUGAAGAUUCACCAAAGAGGAUCCCACGCGUUGUGAUCGAAAGCCCCUGGAGUGCACAAGCUCGCAAUGCGACCCCGCAGCCAUCGAAUGGCGAGGUCGAGCCUCGCAAGACCAAGCCCGGCAAAAAGCCCAAGGUCAACAUUGGCUGGUAUGUUGAUCACCGCCUCGAGAACGGCAAUCGCAACAAGCUCCAGAAGGCUUUCGACAACUACUACGGUACGAUCAGCUGGAGCGACACCAGUGGCUCCGACACCGAUUAUGGUUGGGCGAAGCCUGCCGACAACAAGCAGGCGAAGAGGGCGACCCGCUCUUACAAGGACACUUGCGACCUGGUUCUCAAGAUGUUCGGCGGCACUGAUUGCGAGAAGAGAGCUCGGGAGCUCAAGGACGCGGCCCUGGCCCGUCAUCCUUCCAAGAGUGACCCCGAGGUUCACUUUGGCACUCGCUUCUCUCGAACGGGAAUUGAGAACUCUUUCGUUGAACGGGAAUCCCUCGAGAAGGAUCUGAAGAGCUUCUUCGCUGCGAACGACUGGAGCUCCAGUUCCGGCUCCGGGACCCCUUACGGCGAAGGCCACUUGACUCGUCUACGCGUAGCUCGCAAGACACCAAAGGUCUCCCGUGAUGUCGCAUGCCAAUGGCUCCUUGCCAUGUACCCAGAACGAAAUGCCCCCAACUGCGAAACCAUCGUCAACGAUUUCUCUGCUUCUAAGAAGGUUUAUCUCGGCAAGCCAGUCAAGGAACACCUCCCCGGUCUGCGUCCCAAGGAUGUUGAGAAGAACUUCAACAGAAUCUGGCCGGAGGUGGAGUGGUCUGAUGAUGAGCAUUAGAUGUCAGGUCUGAUACCUGAUGCUGAACGCAGAGCAUGGUUUGGGGAAAUUGGUCAAAUUGUUUGAAGAAGGAAAAAGUGUGGUUCUCAUUGAAGCAUGACGACUGUUUUCCAGGUGGACC